This is a messenger RNA of Arctia plantaginis, 576 nucleotides long. Lineage: Eukaryota; Metazoa; Arthropoda; Insecta; Lepidoptera; Erebidae. The record is from the annotation of a GenBank genome assembly.
AUGCGCCAUACUGUUCAUUUUGGAACAAAAGGUGCAGAAGAACAGCGUCCAAAUGUACGUUCUAUUUUUGAGAAGCAGAAUCUCCACCACGAUAAGAAAUAUUUUGAUAGUAGUUUAAUUGAAAUAAGAUCUAAAGUAGAUGAAGUACUCACAAGUUCUGAAGAUAUAUGGGUUAAAAGAACCGAGGAGAAAGUGGCAUCUGUAAGAGAAGAACCUAAUGUUACCUCUCCAGAAAAUAAAUCAGAAAAUAAAACCGAUGAAGUAAUAUUUCGUUCGGCUGAAAAUGAUGCUGAAAAGCCCAGAUCACGGUCGGGGACAUGGAGUUCUGCAAUAGGAAGCAAACAGAAAGAACUUUUGAAGAAGACUCCAGCUCGUAAAGAGAAAGAAGUGCGACGCAGUAGUGACGACAGGAGACAAAAACGAGAACAACGCCUUGACGCUGCUAUCACACGUAGUACCCAAUCGGUUGGAGAACGCAAACGUCGUGGCUCCACAGACGAUGGUCAACCCCCAUCCAAUGUACCAGCAAACUAUACACGGGACCUCCGGCGUCAGCCGGAGGCCAGCAUUAUUUGA